This is a messenger RNA of Raphanus sativus (radish), 1390 nucleotides long. RefSeq lists its product as uncharacterized. Lineage: Eukaryota; Viridiplantae; Streptophyta; Magnoliopsida; Brassicales; Brassicaceae. Bases 24 to 503 code for a protein of 159 amino acids. The transcript has 2 exons. The record is from RefSeq and is a predicted model, not a curated record.
UUUUGGAAAUCGUGUAUCCGGGCAUGGUUGGAUUGCGGUGCACAGUUUUCUAUUGUGACUGGUACGACAACACUCCGGAUCGAGGUGUCAGAACAGAUGCAUUUGGUGUCACAUCAGUACAUUCGAGGCGAAAACUGCCAUAUUAUGAUCCUUUCAUUCUUGCUUCUCAGGCCGAUCAGGUUUGUUAUAUCAAAUACCCCCGGGUUACGAACAGAGAUGAUCCAUGGGUUACUGUUACAGCACUCAACCCGAGAAGCCGAGUUCAAGGAAGUUCUGAGUUGGAAGACCCACUCCAACCAAACACAUCCGGCAACUUAAGUGCAGCAGGAGAUGUAGCUGCAGUUGAUCUUGUUAUCGAUUUCACCGAUUUUGGAGACGAAGCCGUUGUUCACGUCGAAGAUGAACCAGAGAUUGGAGAGUUUCACCAAGAUCCAGAUUCAGAUUCAUCUGGUGGUGAUGAUGGUGACUCGGGUUCAGAGGAUGAACCAGAGAUUGGAGAGUAGUAUAGUUUUUUUUUUUUUUUUUUUUUUUUUCAGAAUUCCGAGGAAAUUCCGAGGAUCUUGAGGGUUUCCUCGGAAUUUCCUCGGAAUUUUACCUUGUAAAAUCAGAUUUUAGGGAUUUGAUUUUAGGGUAUAGAUUCCUAGGAAUUUCCUGGGAAAAUUCCCAGGAAAUUCCGACGGAUAUCAGCAUUUCGUGGGAAAUUCCUGGGAAUUUUCCCAGGAAAUUCCUAGGAAUUCAGCAUUUCGUCGGAAUUUCCUGGGAAUUUUCCCAGGAAAUUCCUAGGGAAUAAGGAUUUAGAAUCGAAAACACCAAUUUACGGUUCCCAGAAGACUUACGUAAGCCUUAGUAAGUGUCUUCAAUUGAUUAUGGGACAAGACAUUGGUGUUGUACCAAUUAAUGGCCACUUUUCCGAUUGUUGCACCGAGAUCCCCAAACAGCAAUGCAAGAUAAACACUUAUACACUUUAAUGAACCUAAACGACAAUACUUAUACUCGAUUCAAUCAUUUUGUAAUUUGAAUGUUUAUUUGUCAUGUACUAUCAAUAUAAGUCUUGAGAAAACUGCCAAAUUGUUCAAGGAACGGUCUAAAGUUUGUAAAUCAUUAAUCCGAACCCCUAAACUAUGGUUCCUCGGAAUUUCCUGGGAAUUUUCCCAGGAAAUUCUGAGGAACCAUAGGAUUCCUAGGAAUUUUCUGGGAAAUUUCCCAGGAAAUUCCGAGGAACCCAUAAUUCCGAGGGAAUUCCGACGGAAUUCCUGAAUCCCUCGGAAUUCCGUCGGAAUUCUGGUAAACCGGUUCGUAAACCGAAAAUUCCGACAGAAUUCCGAGGGUUUCAUUUUCCGUCGGAAUUUUCGGGGUAAAACCAGAUCUGCGGAUCUUCUUCCCCAUUUCU